AUGAGCAAGCCAAGAAGAGAGGGAGACAAAAUUCAAUCAAAGGGAUUUUGGAUGACAGCAGCAAUUGGUGUAUGGUGUACAAUUUUUUGUGACUAUUUCCAAGGCCUAUUUCAGACAAAUGGCUCGGCUGAACUCUCUGACAUCAUUGAGGUGGUACGGCCAAUAGUUAUGUUGGAGCAGAAUGCGAGUCUAAACCGUCCCUUCUCAAGGGAUGAGAUUGAAGGUGCUUUGAGUCAAAUGUUUCCUACUAAAUUGUCGAGGGUAGAUGGCAUGCCUGCCUUGUUUUAUCAAAAGUACUGGGAUGUAGUGGGUAAUGAUGUUGUGGCUUUUUGUCUAAAUAUUCUAAAGAGGGAAGCUAGUGUGAAGGAAGUGAACCACACACUUCUGACUCUCAUCCCGAAGGUGCACAUGCCAACAAAGAGUGCUUUUGUUCCUGCAAGGCUCAUCACUGAUAACAUUAUUGCGGCCUUUGAGAGUAUCCAUGCUAUUAAACGACUAGGCGGAAGUAAGCUGAAAAAGAUGAUCCUUAAGCUUGAUAUGUCCAAAGCAGUUUCUUAUUCAGUUCAAGUGGAUGGAGAAGCUACUGGUAUGAUUAUGCCAACAAGGAGUUUGCACCAGGGAGACCUAUUGUCCCCUUACCUGUUCCUGAUUUGUGCUAAAGGUUUAUCAGCAUUGCUGACAAAUGCCAUCAUAUUGAAAUGUAUUAAGGGGGCAUCUGGUCAAAUGAUUAAUUUCGACAAGUCCGCUGCUUAUUUUAGUCAUAAGACUGAUCCCAUCACAAAGCAACUAAUCUCAGACAUCCUUGGUGUUCGUAUUGUGGCUUGCCAUGAGAGAUAUCUGGUGCUACGCACACUUGCCUAA
Molecule: messenger RNA, 861 nt
Organism: Prunus armeniaca (apricot)
Lineage: Eukaryota; Viridiplantae; Streptophyta; Magnoliopsida; Rosales; Rosaceae
Source: the annotation of a GenBank genome assembly